Capronia epimyces CBS 606.96 is the source of this 1596-nucleotide messenger RNA. RefSeq lists its product as uncharacterized. NCBI's taxonomy places the organism in Eukaryota, Fungi, Ascomycota, Eurotiomycetes, Chaetothyriales, Herpotrichiellaceae. The record is from RefSeq and is a predicted model, not a curated record. Gene Ontology annotation, biological process: proteolysis. Gene Ontology annotation, cellular component: membrane. Gene Ontology annotation, molecular function: serine-type endopeptidase activity. The transcript has 2 exons. The coding region runs from base 1 to 1596 and encodes 531 amino acids.
AUGGCGGCCACCGACUAUUAUCGCGAAUCCUACAUGGCGCAGUCCCAGUCCCAGUCCUCCCAACCUCGAUUCAAUAGACCGCUCUCUCACACAGCGUUCGUGUACAAUUCCGGGCAGAGUCCUCCUACCUUCGAUCAGUCCGGUCUUUCUCACACAUACAAUGCCGAACCGUCAAAUACAGCUUUCUACGAACACAAUAACCCCUCCCAUCAAACCCAAUACUCGGAUCCCAUACCUCUAAAGCACAAUUCAAGAAUCAAUACAACCCCAGAUGAUUAUGACUGGCGCAACCAGCAGACUCAAUAUCCUCCCUCCCCCGAGUCCCCGACCCCACCUCAAUUGAGCCCGAUAUCAGACAAGAAGAAGAAGAAGAAGAAGAAGAGUGGAUGGUUUUCUGGCAAGAUACCUUGGGUCGUAUACACCUUGAGCCUGGUACAGAUCACAGUCUUCAUCGUGGAGAUCAUUAAGAAUUCCAUCAUUACUGGCUCCCCUAUUAUGAUCCAUCCCCAGUUUAAUCCCAUGAUCGGUCCCUCAACCUAUGUUCAGAUUAACAUGGGCGCACGUUUUGUGCCCUGCAUGCGCGUCACGCCCGGUGUUCAAGACAGUGGGGAACCUGUGAAUUGGCCAUGCCCAAACACCACCACCUCGGACGCGGAUGCGGCUAGCAACCAUUGUGAUCUCAAGGCCCUCUGCGGAUUUUCGGGGCUCAACAACGACCAUCCCAACCAAUGGUUCCGAUUCAUUGUGCCCAUGUUCCUACAUGCGGGACUCAUUCAUAUCGCUUUCAACCUUCUUUUACAGCUCACCAUGGGCCGGGAAAUGGAAAAGGCAAUUGGCAGCAUCCGGUUUGCCCUGGUCUAUUUCAGCUCCGGCAUUUUUGGCUUUGUCUUGGGCGGGAAUUUCGCGGCCUCGGCGAUCGCUUCGACCGGGGCAUCGGGCUGUCUGUUCGGCAUUCUGGCCCUGGUUCUCUUGGAUUUGAUCUACGCCUGGAAUGAGCGACCGCAUCCCGUCAAGGAUUUGAUGUGGAUUCUGGUAGAUGUUGUCAUCUCUUUCGUCCUCGGUCUAUUACCGGGACUGGACAAUUUCUCUCACAUUGGAGGGUUCCUCAUGGGCCUUGCCGCUGGCAUCUGUUUGCUGCACUCCCCCAAUAUUCUUCGCCAACGGUCCGGCGAAGUUGGGGCGCCGUACCGAAACGUCGGGUCUGAACUUGACAUCAGCAACCCCAAGAAUCCCAUGUUGGUCACUUCGACGCCUACGAUAGCAACCGCAAACGUGGCCGCAUUCGCCAAACAACCUCUUGGCUUCUUUAAAGGUCGCAAACCACUCUGGUGGGCAUGGUGGCUAUUCCGAGCGGGGGCAUUGAUCGGGGCUCUGGUGGCGUUUGUGCUGCUGCUGAACAACUUCUACAAGUACCACGAUACGUGUUCGUGGUGCAAAUAUCUCAGUUGCCUGCCCAUCAACAACUGGUGCGACAUUGGCAAUUUGCAGUUGAGCAAUGCUACAAGCAGCAACAGUUCAAGUCAAAGCAAACGGGAUUUGUUGGAGAUGGGAGCAGUUUGGAUGGGCGAUUUGUUUGCGGUCGAUGCAAUUAGAUGA